GAAACUCCCAAUAGUAGCAGUGAAGAAGUGGAUAAGGAAGAAAAUAGUAAGAGUGGGGGCAAUAGUUAACAAGAUGCGACGUGCGGCUUCUUGAGUCUUCCCGAUGAUGCUGUACACCUUUAUGAUGAGACACGUGUCUUGUUGCUUCUAUAUUGGACUACGUGGCUCCAGAACCCUCUCCCUCUUUCCAUUACUUUAUUGACAAGUUUUUACUCUUCUUUCAACUCCAUAUAACCAUAACAGGUAUAGAUAUUGAAGAAAUCUAAAGAAAGAAACAUCGUGCUAAAGCGCAUUAAAGUUAGGAAUCGCUUUCUUCAAAUAUUUACUUUGCAAUAACAGACACAUUGUGACACCUUUUGUCUAGUUCAGACUUAUACUCGACUCUGUUUUGUUUGGUCAAUCGAUCAUGGCGCUUAGAGCAAUGCGUCAUUGGAAAUCCAUGGCUAAGGGACUGAGAGGACUAGCAACCUCAACCCCACCAAAGAUGAAGGCCUAUGCCUCCCCGGCCGAGCUCAGCGCUGGCCACGGGCAAGCAUCGAAGCCAGUACCAGCAAGGCCCAAAGGGGACUUUGUGCCGGUUUACGUGGCGGUGGGGAUGAUCGGGCUGUCCCUGAUGUUCGGGCUGCACACGGCCAAGCAGCAACUGAUGCAUAGUCCGAACGUGUUCGUGAAGAAGAAGCGUCGAGAGACGCUGCCAGAGGUGGCUGAGCCCGAGUACGUGCUGGACUGCGCGGACAAGUUCAUGCACAAGUCGUUUUUUAGGAAGGUGGCGCAUGUUCAAGACCCCCAAAUGAAUUACAUCAUUAAAGAUGGCACUAGGGGAGAUGCUUAUGCUCACACUCCACGUGCUGAGACUCUCAAAUCUGUUGGAGUUUGAUCCUCUUACUGCCCCCAAACACUAGUUAAUGCCUCUUGGGUCUUGGGAUUUGUUCUAAAUCUGGCUUCUUUUUUUCUAAGUAUGUAGAUAUUUGCUUCUGUCUUGGUUAUUGGGUUUGAGGAAUAGUUUGUUGAAAUCUCCCAAAAUCCAUUUGCUGUUAUGAGUUUAGAAUACGAUGAUGGCGGUGGGUGACUGCGAACCCAUGUUGUGUAUAGAUCAUGAGGAGCAUGAAAUAAUAAACGACCAAAUGAUUAAAUUUCAGAACGACAAGAAACGAUUUUUAUUAUAAUUUGCAAGUAGAUAUGCUUAGAUGGCAAUCUGUCCUGUA
Messenger RNA from Humulus lupulus (European hop), 1205 nucleotides. RefSeq lists its product as uncharacterized. Bases 407 to 877 code for a protein of 156 amino acids. Lineage: Eukaryota; Viridiplantae; Streptophyta; Magnoliopsida; Rosales; Cannabaceae. The record is from RefSeq and is a predicted model, not a curated record. The transcript has 2 exons.